This is a messenger RNA of Peniophora sp. CBMAI 1063, 1461 nucleotides long. The record is from the annotation of a GenBank genome assembly. Lineage: Eukaryota; Fungi; Basidiomycota; Agaricomycetes; Russulales; Peniophoraceae.
AUGUCCCCCUCCAACCCCUCAAUCGUCGACUCCUUCACCGCGCUUCACAUCACUCGCCGCCCCGCCCAAAGCUCGGGGCUGCUUCUUUUGGUCGAUGACGUUUUGCAGUAUAUAGUCGAGAUCUGCGUCGAAGGCGAUUCUCCCGUACUUGGGUUGCAUGCGGGCUGGAUAAGGCUUAGCUGGGUCUGUCAGCGUCUACGCAACGUCGUUCUCAGCAUGCGAAAGCUGCAUGCGGAGCAGUAUACGGCGUAUCCGGGUGCUCAGACGGCCUUCAAGUCACGCGCUGGAGAUGUGCCCCUAUGGUACCAUUUGACACCGUCUCGACCGCGCAUGCCUCCGGUCCCAUUUCUCGUUGAUACGAAAGAGAGGCGGCGGAUGUCUAAGAUUCGACAGUCAACCGAUUUCGCGUCCUGCUCGCAGAUUUGGCUCAUCAAGCGCGGAGAUGUGAUCGAGCACCUCAGGCGUCUCAUCCUGUACCCGUCUCUGACGUCUUUGGAGGAGAUUCGCAUAGCUGUAGAGUACGAGCAGCAGAGCGCAUCUAGCUUCAUGAGGGAUGUCAAUCACCCCUCGUUCACCGGCCAACUUUGGGCACCUCACCUCCUGCGCGCGUACUUCGAAUCUUGCUGGUUGCCUAUGACUGCAUAUGCUCUACGCGUGCUGUGUAUAGACUGGGAUGACGACGCGAAUACCCCACGUCCGCACGCGUUGGCCAUCCAUUCUGCAUUGGUCACCCGGCAUCGCGCCACUCUCGAGGUCUUGGAGCUGCGCGACUGUCUUCUCUCACCGCCUGCGCGUAUCACAGUUGCACAGACCCUCGCUGCGCCAAGCUUAGCACGAGUACCUCUUCCAUGCCUUCGUCGCUUGGUACUCACUGGCUGCACUCUUUCUUACGUGCGUUUGCUGGGGGCCCUCGUGAUACCCCCAACUGCAGUGGUACAACUGGGCGUGGACUGUGAGCUCCUGCCAGAUCUCAGGGCCACUCUUCCCAUGGUGAUGCAGGUACUAAUGGAUCGUCUGCCUGUUCCUACGACUGCCGUCAACACGGUCAGGAUCAUGGUACAACAAUCUGACGAUGGACUUCUAGACCUCGUCGUGUCUGGUGCGGCGGUCGCGUCUCACAAGAUACGGUCUGGUGAUUGGCACCGGCAAAGCGCCCCAGAGCCUGAGGUUUCUGUCAGCUUGUUAGGGGUGGACACCGAGCAGGUGGACUGGUCCGGCGAAGUUAUUCCGAUCUUGCGGAAGCUGGAGUCGGGUCUCGACGUCGAGGGCGUCGCGUUCGACCUCCCGGAUUGGUGUUUCACUGACGACGAAGUCAAGUGGGAGGAACUGUUUGCAAGCCUUCCGGGAGUGCGCACAGUGAGACCGUUGGAGCGUAUCGUGGACACGAUCAUUGAUUCAGAGGUGCCCGGUUUGGUAUCACUGUGUCAUCGUCUAGCGGGGUGUGAGGACACUUCUAAGUAG